AUGUUGGGAUUUGACUGGAAGAAUGAGAUUAUGGGAUUUCAGACACUUCCAGUUGUGGUGCUUUCUCGAAGGGUUUUGGGUGAUUCUUGUGAUGAUGUUGUAGCUUUCGUGUUGGAGAAGUCUGAAGGGCAGAAUUGUCUUUUUGAAAGGCCAUGCCGACAUAUUAUUAGAGAAAUUGUUGUGUAUAUUCAAGAUAAAGAUUUGAAUUUCCUUAUAUGGAAUUAUACCAAUCUUGACACUUCCUUUGCGAAAGGUAACGAGCAAAUCCCUCCUCCUCUUCCUCUCUCUCUCAGUCUCUCUCUCUCUCUCACUCUCACUCAGAGGUUUUCAGAGCGAUUUCCGUUUUCGAGGUUUUACAGCGAUUCACGUUUUCAUCUGAGGUUUUUGAUGAUGAAGAAGUUUCAGGAGGAAGUUCACAGUGAUGAUGGAUCUUACGAAUUGAUCGACUUUAAUGAUUAUGCUGGGGACAUGGAACAUCUGAAUACUACAACAAACGAUCACUCGGGGUUCCAAGAUUCAAGCAAUAAAGAUGAUGGCAAUGAUGAAGAAGAAGAUGAUAAUGAAGGAGAAGAAGAAGUAUCUGGCAUGGAUUUUGCUGAUAGUAGGAAAAUUACGGUAAUACCCCUGUCCACGGAUUAUGAUGAAGACACACCGAUAAAAGAAGUAUCAAAAACCUACAUCCUCCAAUACCUUCCCGCCAAAUCAUUAGCCAGGUGUCGUCUUGUCUCUAAAGAAUGGGAUUCAUGGAUAUCAAGCCCAUUCUUCAAACACUCCCAAAGUCAACAUUUUAGUCAAACUUCAGGCUUUUUUCGAGAUGAAGAUAAAACUACUACUCACUUCAUCUCUCUUGACUACUUCUCUUAUGGGGUUCCUUACCCUUGUUUAUCUUUCCUCCCAAAAAAAGCUUUCUUAAAAAGCUCAUGCAACGGGUUGCUUCUUUGCCAAUCUUUUGAAGAUGAUGAAAAUUACGUUUGUAACCCUGCAAACAAACAGUGGAUUGAGCUUCCAAAAUAUAGUUUCUACCAUGGAAAAGAACCAAAAGGUGUGCUCGCCUUUGAACCUUCUUCUUUAGAGUUUGAACCAUAUUAUCAAGUUAAAUGUCCAUUCUCUAUACCAGGUGAGGAACCCAUUUUGUAUUUUGACAUAUAUGAUUCAAAGACAAAAUCAUGGAGGAUUUGUGAUGAGAUAUGUACGGAUUUGAAUGAAUCUGAUAUAAAAACCGAUGGCAUUUUCGUAAAUGGAGUUGUUUACUGGGAAACGACAGGUGGCAAGUUGUUAGCCUUUGAUAUGAAGAACGAGAUCUACGGUAUUCAAACACUCCCUGUAUUUGGUGGCGUAUUGUCGAAGGUGCAUGGAGAGAUAUGUUAUGUAAAAGGGUAUUAUCGUUAUUCCGACAAAGAGUUCGUAUUGAAUGUUCAUCAUGGUGGUGGUUUAAUGUCAUUGAAAAACACCAUCACUUUUGGUGUUCCUUGUGAUGAUGUUAUUGUUGAAAGUGGUAAUAAGAAGGUGGUUAAAUGCGAAAUUUUGGGUAAUUCAUGUGAUGAUGUCGUUGCUGUGAUUUUGAAGAGGUCUCAAUGGCACGAAAGUCUUUUUGCCUAUCAUGUCAAAGAUCGAAGGGUCGAGGGCCCGUGGUUUCUCCAACGGUAUUUUAAAAAAGGAUCGAUUUGUCACAAAUAUCAAUUAUUUGAAUCCAAGGUGUCACAAGGAUCGAUUAGUCUUCAUGGCUACAACCAGAAGUUAGGAAUGCAGUAAUUAAUUGGAUGUUGUUUAUUUAAUUGAUUAACAGGGAAUCUUGAGAUUUGGGGCGACUUUGAAUUAGAAAAGAACAUGAGUUUGCAUGUGAUAUAAAGCAGUGAUGGAAGCCCAAGAUCUAAAUCAGAGUCUAGUUUUUGAAGCCCGAGGCUGGAAGCCAGAGUCUAGUUUUUUGUUUCAACCUGGGCUUUUAACGGUCCAUUUCGAGUCAUAAAUACACAGAAGCCGGUUUAUGAUUGACUCAUUCUCUUCAUCUGGUCCUUCACUAAUAUAUAUUGACAACUAUAUGAAAAUUGCUCAGUCCGUCACUCUCUCUCUAAAAGAAGUGCAGGUUCCUUGAAAUCCGAUUACAAGUAAUGAAAAUGGUGUUAGUGGCUGAUUGGGGAGAUGGUAGUGUGGUGGCCUAGCAAAGAUGACAAUGCGGGGAUAAAUUAAUCCUUACACAAAACUAGGGCUUACACAUAUCUGGUUUAGAAUCAUUUGUACAUAUCUUCAUCAAACUCUUUCCAUAAAUUAGACGUUUGUUGUGACAGAUAGUUGUGUCAGAGGCGGUAGGGUGGAAGGAUCGUUGUACGAUCUUAAGAUCCUACAAAAGGAUCGUUGUACGAUCUUAAGAUCCCAAACUUAUGUUCGAUCUUGCUACAAACUAAUCAUAUUGAGUUUUGUAUCAUUUUUGGCUUAUAGGAUCAC
Molecule: messenger RNA, 2442 nt
Organism: Lactuca sativa (garden lettuce)
Lineage: Eukaryota; Viridiplantae; Streptophyta; Magnoliopsida; Asterales; Asteraceae
Molecular function (GO): protein binding
Source: RefSeq, a predicted model, not a curated record